AUGAGCUGUGUAAGAGUUCCCAGAAAGGGGAUGGGAGUGGGAGACAUCAUUGACACUGGGGGACGCCGUCCCGCAGGGACCCUCCGGCAAGCCAUCGAAUCAACUGCCUGGAGGGACUUAGUUAAGUUAGCACCCUUUGACGGAUGUGUUCAAGAGUAUUGGGAUGUCAACGAGUCCUGCCAGUCCAAUAGCACUGGCUUCAAUUGUGCAGACCUUACCAAAAAACAUGUCUUGUUUCCGGAUUCGUUGCGGAUGAAGCUGGUUGAAGCGUGCCGAAAUCCAACUUCGGCCGCCUGGCGAGCAAUGGGCCACACAUUUGCCUCUACAUAG
Molecule: messenger RNA, 330 nt
Organism: Puccinia graminis f. sp. tritici CRL 75-36-700-3
Lineage: Eukaryota; Fungi; Basidiomycota; Pucciniomycetes; Pucciniales; Pucciniaceae
Exons: 2
Coding region: 1-330 (109 amino acids)
Source: RefSeq, a predicted model, not a curated record